AUGUUACCAGAUGAUGAUGACGAUGUUUCAAACACCACAAAGAAGAGACAACAAUCUAUCCAAAUACCGGAUGACCUAAGCAUCCCCUUCGACUUACUCUCACCGAAACAGAAACUAUACAACUUGGGAAGGUUGACAAGUGUAAAUGAAGUGUUGAUGUUCUAUGAAACGCACAAAGGCAAGGCAUACUCUAGUUUCUCAGCAUCAGCAAAGUAUUAUAACUUGGUGAUGACAAGUCUAAAGAGGAUGGGCGUAGAACAUCAGGUGAUGGACCGUGUAUUCAAGAAUUAUCAGAUGGUACAACAACCGAAGGACUCACCAGAGGACAGCCAGUUCGUCUACAACACAUACAUGUCAUACUAUUGCGACCUGGGCGAAGUGGGCAAAGUCGAAAAGAUCUUCAAGACCAUACCAAACCCCGAUGUACACAGCUAUACAAUCUUGAUUACCACAUAUGUCAAUGCAUCAAUGAUUGAUCAGGCCAUCAGCACAUUGGCACAACUCAGUAAGGUUCACACACCUUCGUCCGCAUCGUAUCAAUCACUUCUGGUCAAGCUGGCCGAGGAUGGAGACUUUUCACAAUGUUAUCGCAUACUCAAACAGAUGGUCCAGGAUGGCAUCGAGUUGGACCGGUCAUUCUAUGCAUCACUGCUGCCACGCGUGGCAAAGGAUCCGUCAGGACAGGCCGUCGACCUGUUGUACAGCCAAAUGAUCAACACCAAGAGCGUAUUCAUUGAUGAUAGACUAUUCCGACGAAUGGUCGAGGCCCUGGUUAAGUCGGGCAACACUGAUCGCUCUGCACAGGUGAUCCAAUUGUACGAUUCAUUGCUGCCACGCUCCGAAAAGUACUUGACCAGCGUCACAUUCUAUUACAUCCUCAGGUGCUGUCCCCUUGACAGGGCAGAGCAGCUAUGGAGAAAACACAUUGGCGAUCAAGGCUCGGCACACUAUAUGACAAAGUUCAACGUUAGACUAUAUGCCAAGAUACUUGGCAUGUUGCCAGACCCUGGCACUCAAAAGAUAACUCAACUGUUCAGACUGGCCCAGAGCCGAUUCGACGAAUUCAACAACAUUCCAUUCUUCUUCAAUCUCAUCUUACACGCGCACCUCAAGGAGAACAAUAUUGGCCAGGCAUGGAUAAUGUAUCAACUGCUCGAGAGACAAAAGAUAAUCAACACCGAAACCUAUCAUGCGAUGAUCAUUUACUGUGGAUUCCAUCAAAACUAUCUUGGCGAUCGACUUGCCGACUUUGUCGACGCUGGUGGCGGCGUGGUCCUCGGCACCUACUCACACUGUGGCGGCGGCAAUCGUUUGGAGGGAAGAUGGAUGAAGGAGAAUUACGAUCCACUCAAUGGAGGAGUCACCAGUCGCACAUUCCAACUCAAGUUGGGUCAGAUAUCUCUGGAGAAUCAUCCUGUCCUGCAUGAGGUUAAUAGCUUUUGUGGUGGCAGUCAGAGUUCACAUGGAGAUGGUACACUGGCCAAGGAUUCGGUACUCAUUGCUUCAUGGGAGAAUGGACGACCACUCAUUGCCGAGUUGCCCACAAAGAAGGGCAAGAUCAUAUCACUCAACUUCUAUCCACCAUCAUCCAACUCUGUCACUGACAGUUGGCCAUCUAACUCUGAUGGUGGAAGGCUCCUUUCCAAUUCACUCAAGUAUGUCAAGAAUGCCAAUUAUUGA
Acytostelium subglobosum LB1 is the source of this 1680-nucleotide messenger RNA. RefSeq lists its product as hypothetical. Gene Ontology annotation, molecular function: protein binding. Lineage: Eukaryota; Evosea; Eumycetozoa; Acytosteliales; Acytosteliaceae. The coding region runs from base 1 to 1680 and encodes 559 amino acids. The record is from RefSeq and is a predicted model, not a curated record. The transcript is spliced from 3 exons.